This is a messenger RNA of Seriola aureovittata, 1652 nucleotides long. RefSeq lists its product as uncharacterized. The coding region runs from base 336 to 1355 and encodes 339 amino acids. Gene Ontology annotation, molecular function: protein tyrosine kinase binding; MHC class II protein binding. Gene Ontology annotation, biological process: T cell activation; positive regulation of ERK1 and ERK2 cascade; interleukin-15-mediated signaling pathway. Gene Ontology annotation, cellular component: membrane raft; external side of plasma membrane. The record is from RefSeq and is a predicted model, not a curated record. The transcript is spliced from 8 exons. Lineage: Eukaryota; Metazoa; Chordata; Actinopteri; Carangiformes; Carangidae.
UUAUUUGGUCUCAUUUGUGUAGAAUAAUAUACAAAACAAGGUGUUUUCAGUGAAACGAGCGAUAGUGAUGUCAUGAAGGGAAAUGACAGGUGUGACACUGUCUGAGACGAUCAACACUGUUUGUGCAACAUUCAGCAGAAUAAGGAAGAGACGGCUCCGGCGUGUCGUCAUGUUCACUGCGGUUUCAGGUCGGCGUGCAUGCAAACAUUUUCUCACACAGUGACAGAAAUAUAAGAUUAAACAACCAGCAGGAAGUGAUGCCCAUCCCACCACAAUAAAAGAACUCCUUCCACCUGAGGAAGCAUUAGUUCGUUGGACACUGACAGAGACAGAGCAUGUCUGGUUUCAAGAGGAUUUGUAUUUCAUUGUUUCUGGUGCUGCUUAAUUUAACAGGUCUCAUUUGCUUCGCAGCUGUAAGCGGACACAUGUCCCCCUCCCCCGUCAGAGAGGGAGCGGAGGUCACUUUGUCUUGUGACAAUGUGAAAGAAGAUCGGAGUGAGUGUGACAGCGUUUCUUGGCUCGUCACUUAUAAUAACAUAGAAGAAGAAGAAGAAACAGAGCUGGUUAGGUUUGGGCAGAUCAACACAUACCAGCUUUCCAGAUCUAAAGACAGACUGAGUCUGACAGAGAAGUGUUCUGUGGUUAUAAAGAAGGUCUCAGCUGAAGAUGUUGGUCGUUACGUCUGCAGACAGUUUGAAUCAGGACGACAACAAGCUCCAGACUCUGUGGUUGAUCUGUCUGUUGUUACCAUGACUGAACAGAAGGACGGUGAUGAGGUGAAGUUAAGCUGCUUUGUGUUCACAUACACACAGUGUGAAUACUUAGUGACGUUGGCACUAAGGGAAGACUACAAACAGAGAACUACGUCACCGUCUUUGUGCUGGGCCACGGCUUCCUUUCCCACUUCUCAUUUAAUUUACACACCAAAGAAGUAUGAGCUGUUCCAGUGUGAACUGACAGAGUAUUGGACUGGAAAGGUGCAGCAGUUCACCUUCAGACCUCAGUCCUCAGGCAGGGGUCCAGAACUGUUAAUAUCAGAACAGACAAACUCCACAACAACACAAGAAGCUGCUGCAGAUUGUUCUGCUCUGACCUUCAUCAUGUUGCUGAUGCGUGUGGCUGAACUCCUCCUCAUCACUGUGAUCACUGUUCUCCUCGUCAGAGCUCGAGGGAACCAGAGAGCACCUGAAUGCAACACUGUCUCAGACUCAGUGAGAAGCAGAACAGUGACGCGUUCAGGUGCAGCAGCCAGUCAGGUGCAGGAUGAUGGAGGUGUACAUGAUGCUACAGUGAACUAUGAAAACGUGACACCAGACCCUUCAGCUCCCGUUAGAUUCAACAGGAUUGACAUUUAAUCUGCAUCUAGCACCGUUAUUUCAUCCACGUGUGCUGUGGUGCCACCUGGAGGUGAAACACCAUCAGUCACUGUUAAUGUGUAAUUAUAUGGAUUUGGUUGUAUCAAUUAAAGGUGGAGUUUAUAUCAAAUAAGCUGCAUUUAUAGGAAUGUAAGUUUUUAACGCGAUGGCAUAAGAACAAACAGAAAUACAUGAACUCAGACUCAUUUCAGCAGUUUGGGUUAAAAAUAUCCACGUACUCUGAUCUAAUGUAAAUGUAUAAAACCCUUUUCAGACAUUAAAGCUCCAUAUUUUCUU